Molecule: messenger RNA, 2337 nt
Organism: Sceloporus undulatus (fence lizard)
Lineage: Eukaryota; Metazoa; Chordata; Lepidosauria; Squamata; Phrynosomatidae
Gene: SNN
Product: stannin
Exons: 2
Coding region: 350-613 (87 amino acids)
Cellular component (GO): mitochondrial outer membrane
Source: RefSeq, a predicted model, not a curated record
AGGGCGGUCCGGCGUCGGCGGCGUCGCUGCUGCUGCUGCUGCUGCCUUUGCAGCUGCUGCAGUGGCUCGGGUCUGGUGCUGCCAUGGAGGGUCCCGGGAAGGAGAGGGGCCUCUUGGGGGCCGCCCCAUGGAGAGGCCUCGGGGAAGGAGGAAGUCCCCCGACGGAGCCCGGCCCUGGAGCAGCAGCAGCAGCAGCCCCGGUUUUCAGGGGCAGCUGAAGACUUCUGCAUUUGACUGAUCAGCACCUGCUGGACCUACCCCCCCCCCCCUCCCCCAAAACACCGGCCUGUCCCUUUCCCCGUCCCGCAGCCCUGAGCUCUGGGACUGGAGCUGUCUCCCGGGUGCAGCCAUGUCCAUCAUGGACCACAGCCCCACCACGGGGGUGGUGACGGUCAUCGUCAUCCUGAUCGCCAUUGCAGCGCUGGGGGCCCUGAUCCUGGGCUGCUGGUGCUACUUGCGCCUCCAGCGCCUGAGCCAGUCGGAGGACGAGGAGAGCAUUGUGGGCGAAGGGGAAACCAAGGAGCCCUUCCUUAUGGUCCAGUACUCGGCCCGGGGCCCUUGCAUGGAGAGGAAGACCCGGCUGACCCCCAACGGCACAGAGGCCCACAGCUAGCCAGUGGACACCUGAAAGGACUACUCCGCAGGGCACAGACCUCGGCUCGUGCAAAAACAGAGACUGGACCAACCUCCUGGACCUCGGUCUCUUUCUUUGGGCACAGAGUCCAUUGCCGGCAGUGGACAAUGGGCAUGGUUACUUGAAUACCCCACUGAGCCUCUUCGAAACGGAGCUACUGAUGUGAGCCUGCACAACUGUGAACUGUGUGCGUAUGUGUGUACUGUUUUGCCUGUGUGCGUUCUUGUUCUGCCUCGCACGGGAACAGACCAUGCUUUUGGUGGACGCCACGCUCUUGGAUUUUAGGAGACGCAUGACCCCGAGUGUGAAUCCUCCAGAGCCAAACUGGGGGUGGGAUGCUGGGGGGGGGGGUCGUCUCUUAGGCUUUAUUUUCUGCCAUUUGGGUGUUGAGAAUUGGGGGAGUGGGUUUUCCUAGAGGUAGAAAAACAAGAUAGGUUCCUGUUCCUUGGCCUGGCACUGCUUAAAAACUUACCUCUUGGAUGGCUGUUUUGUUUUGCUGAUGUGUUUCUGCAAAGGGCAGAAAAAGGCACAAGGAAAGAAACGUACUCCUAGGUGAGACUGUACUAGACAAUAGCGGCAUGAUAUUCUCUGCAACUCUCACAACUAUGGGGAAGUGGCUAUUUUGAACCAAGUCGGCAAGGAAUGGCCCAUGAUGGCAGUGCUUCGCUUUUGCCGCACGGCCAGACGGCUCUUUUUGGAGACCUGGUGACUUGUGGCCAUUUGGACCUGCUUUGGGUCGUCCGCAUGUUGCAAACUGAAAUGCCUUUUCCCCUCUGAGCCUAUUUCCCCCUCUCUACUUUUAAAAGCGGCAUUCGUGUAACUAGUCCCUAACUUAUCUUACCAGUGCACUGAUGCUUGACUUAGGUUCCCGGCUGUUGAGGCGCUUGUACACAAAGCCUUGGUUUUGCCGCGUGGUUUUUCUUCCGCCUCUGCUGUAUAGAUUUCCAAACCAGUAUGUUUUGUAGACAAAAAUGCAGGGUUUUGUUUUUCCUCCUCCUUUAAAUCGAUAGGGCUGCUGUACAUAACUAUAAACAGGGAGAAGAGUAGAGCAUGAGGUCACUUUAGCGUGUUUUUCCUCCAAAUUCAUUGUGGUUUUUCCAUCUUAAUGCAAAGGAAUCUUUUGUAAGGUUUUGUAGGGAAAGAGGGUCCAUUCUCCUCUCCCACAAUGAAAACAUUUGAAGACAUGGGUCUUCUCUGAAAAGUAGCUUACCCUGCAUUGCUCAAACCUUAUCUACAAGCGUGAAGCUCAGAAAAAGGAGUCCUUCUGGUCUUGGGGGCAAAGGCAGGGUCUGAAUAAAGCGGCCAAUUGGAAAGGGAAAGAGAAGGGACUGCAGUUUCAUCCCUGUCAAUCCCCCCAAUUACAUUCACCUGAUGCAUCGCUUCCCUUUCGUAAGGCACAAUGUUCGGGGAAACUGAAUCAGGCAUUUCCCAGAAAGUGCAAAAUGAAUGAAUGAAUGAAUGAAUGAAUGAAAAACUGAAAGGAAAGAAAGGCUGAUACAGUGAGAACCAGGGUAGGUGGGUGAAGGAGGAGAGAAGCUUCACACAGCCCUCCUCCAACCAAAUUGUUUUUAAUUUAGUCCAAAUCGAUACCAAAAAAGCUAUCAAAUUAGUGCAACAGUAAAGUGCAAAUGACCCCAGACUCUUCUUGAAGUCACAGGCCUCCAGUUCUGUCUCUUACCUGGUUUUCAUGGCUCAUUAGAAAA